UGGAGCUUUAAAAGUUCACUUGAGUUAAAAACUGUUUUGUAUUUUGUUUUGUUUUUUAAAAAAGUAAUUGUUAUUAGUGAUCAAUAAAUUGGAAUAAAGCUGUGAACCUCAUCAUUAGGAUUAAAUCGGUACCAAUUGAUCUUGUGUGGUGUUGAUGCUGUUUCUUAAAGAUUAUUGCUUCUAGGUGUUUUCAUUGUCAGAUAGACUGAAACAAUGAAAUCGCGACUGGAUAGACUGUUCCUGUUGCUUGACCAAGGAACCAGUAGUGUUACCCGGAAGGCUGCGGCUCAACAAUUAGGCGAAGUUCAACGUCUACAUCCACAUGAGUUAAAUAAUUUAUUAGCCAAAGUUCGAGGCUAUCUUCACAGCUCUAGCUGGGAGACCAGAAUAGCUGCAAGCCUUGCUAUUGAAGCGAUAAUCAAGCAAAUACCAAAGUGGCUACCAAAUGGUACAAAUGAUGAGCCAAUUGAUAAUACCUCUCUCGACUGUUUUGGUGGAGAAGGCCGGAUGAAAUUAGAUGUUUUUGAUAUAAAUAAGGUGAUCGAAUGUGGCCGUAAUCUACUUGCUUCUGAAGGAACUGAAUAUGACUUAAAUUUGAUCAAUUGUGAUAAUCUUUCAGCUGAUAAUUUGAGAGAAAAAUUGUCUGCUCAGAGACAAUUGUUGAAUAAGAAAUUAGGUCUAGAUAUAAGUCAAAAGUUAAAUUUAGGAAUCCAAUCCGAUGAUCUUGUUUCCAAUGAGGAUCUCUCUCAAAUACAGGAUGUUAAAAUGGAAAAUACUGACUCUAACGUUGGAGCAAAUAAUGACCAUAGUGAAAAUAAUGACAAGAAAAUUGGUAACCUUAACUCAAAAAAAGUGGAAAUUAGUGAACUGUUGAAUCUAAACAAGAGAAAAGCAGCUGACGAUCGUGGAUCGAUUGAACUGGAGGAAGGUGAUAAAAAUAUUGAUAGUACUGCAGUGUGUAAAUUUUCUGUUAAAAAGAUUAAAUUGGAAUCUGAUAAAAAGGAUAAUGAACUCCAAAAUGAAUCUAAAGUGAUUGAUUUGAAUAAUCUCAAAGAAUGGCCUUUGCAAUCUUUCUGUGAUGAACUAAUGAGUGAUCUUUUCAAUGCAAGCUGGGAAGUCCGUCAUGGAGCAGCAACAGCUCUGCGAGAAAUAAUUAAAGUUCAUGGUGUUUGUGGUGGAAGACCGUUGAAUGCUCCUAAAAGUCAAAUGGAUGCACUUAAUCAAUUGUGGCUCGAAGAUUUAGCUCUUCGAUUGAUUUGUGUUCUUGCUUUGGAUAAAUUUGGUGACUUUGUGUCCGACCAAGUCGUUGCUCCAGUCCGUGAAACUGCUGCCCAAACGUUAGGAUCAAUUUUCAACAUUAUGUCUAAAGAUAAUGUUUUCUCUACUGUUAAAAUUCUUCUCCAAUUACUUGUUAGACCGGAAUGGGAGACUCGUCAUGGCGGUCUUUUAGGACUUAAAUACUUACUAGCCAUUCGCUCCGAUUUAACUUUCGAAUUACUACCAAAAGUUUUUGAUUCUAUUUUCAACUGUCUGAAGGAUAAUGAAGAUGACGUUUCUGCUGUUGCUGCUGCCGCUUUGGUACCAGUUCGUGACUCCUUAAUAGAAACUUUACCUGACAAAGUUCCCAUAAUCAUUGAUUUUCUAUGGGAUGCUCUUCUGGAAAUUGAUGAUCUAACCUCAUCUACAAGUGAUAUUCUCAAACUUUUAUCUUCGCUUUUAAUCAAAUAUCAUCAUAAUGAUCAGAAAAGACUACGUGAAUUGGUACCUCGUCUAUGGCCAUUUCUUGGGCACAAUCUUCCUUCUGUUCGUAAAUCUGUCAUAGAAUCACUUUUGGUAUUGAUAGCAGCUGAUUUGGCCUGGGCUGAUGUUGAAAUUAUCUCAGAAUCUCUUCGUCUACUAUAUCAAAGAUGUUUAACUGAAAGUAACAAUGAAAUCCUCGAUCUUUUAUUUGAUUGUUGGUCUAAGUUCAUCAAAACAUGCAGUCUUAACGAUAUAUUAGCAGCUUCUACUCCACAUUUAUCUGGAUGGAUUUGUUUAAUGAUGCAUCCAGCUAAAAAUGCCAUUGAUUCUAAAGUGAGUCCAGUUUGGUUUGUCCCUAGAAGACGAGCAUUUCACGGCGAUUCAAACCAAAAAGUCAAAUAUUCCGAUAAUGGACUCAAUGAGCCUGAGAAACAGUACUUGGGUGGUGCAGAGUCCUUAUAUGAUACUCCUCUUAAACGAGAAAGAUUCGUUAUCCGUGCUCGUCUAACUGCCGCCAAGUUUAUAGGACUUCUGGCUGAAUACGUUUAUCGUGUAGUAGCAUCUAAAUCUCCAAGCCCCUCCGAAUGUUUUACAAAUUUACUUCUUUUCCAUCUUAACUCAAAAUCUGCUAUCCAAAGAACAUGUGUUGCUUGGAUUAUCAAAGAAUGGUCUUGUGCCCAUGGUCCAACAGUUUCCGAAAAUAGUUUACCUCGUUGUUUGCUAGAUAAAUGUUUAGAAUGUUUAAAAGAAACAGUUUAUUAUGAUGAAAUUGCUCUUUCGUUUAACCGACUUCAACAUGAUGCCCGAGACUUUAUAAGCACCAUUAAGUUUAAUAAACUCACCAUUGACGAUGAAAUCUAUAAACCAGGAAACAUUUUGACAAUUCAACAGCUUUCAGAUCUAGUUUCGACUGUUUACCAAUCAUCUAUUGAAUCGUCCAAAGUUAAAGUGAAAGCAUCUACUCUUGAAUCAAUGGAAGAACGACGAAAAGCAAUCGCUUCUUCUAUUGAAGAGCUUACUCGUUAUCAAAAUUCCCUUUCUAUGAUGGUUACUUCAGCACUCUCGAGUUGUAUAAUUUCAUGGAAGAUUUUACCCGACAAAUUGAAUCCAGUUGUUCGCCCCUUAAUGGAUUCCAUCAAAAGAGAGAGCAAUGAACAAUUACAGAGAGCAUCAGCUAACCAUCUAACUUUUUUAUUAGACCUUUGCUUAUCUCAAGAUAAACCAGACAAUUCAUCUCCGGUCAACAAAAUAAUCAAAAAUUUAGUUACUUUUCUUUGUUCUGAUCCAAAUUUUACUCCCAAUCUGUCUAAUCCUGUUUUGAGUAAUUUAUCAUCAACCAUCAAUAAUAAUGCAACCAGUAAUAGUGGCUCAUGUUCACCAUCAACUCCAUCAACUCCAGGUACUCCUGAUUUAUCCAAUGGCAUACUCACAUUGAUUAAUAUGUGUAAACAAGCGGAAAGAUAUAAUCUUAAACGGUUAAACUCAUCCAACUCAUUCAAAAAAAGCACCGAGAAUCCUGACGAGGAAACAAGCUCUACUAAUAUACCUGAUGAUAAUGAUAAAUUUAAUGAACUUAUCCGUCGAGGAGCAUCAUUUGCCCUUACUGAAAUUGUUGCGCAUUUUGGUGAUCAAUUACCUGAACGGCUACCUCAAAUGUGGGCUUAUAUUACUAAUUUUCAAAACUUAGUUAGUGAAGCUAAUGACAAAGUAGAUGUGAAUAAGGCUCAAGAAUUAAUACAAUGUCUUCAAGUUUUAGAAGUAAUUGCUCCAUAUCUACAUUUAAAUCUUCAUCCUCAUUUACGUCAGCUUUUACCAAAAUUAUGUUCUUGUUUGGAAAAUUAUUUUUAUGCUGUCCGUCACCUGGCCGCUCGUUGUAUUGGUGUUCUCAGCACAGUCAUAACUCCAGAAACAAUGGAUAAAGUUCUCGGAUUGGUACUUGAUAUGCUGGGAUCUAGUGACUCAGAUCUACGGCGUCAAGGAGCGGUUGAAGCAAUUUACUGUGUUGUUGAUAAGCUUGGUAUUUCUAUCGUUCCAUUUAUUGUUCUUCUGAUAAUUCCUAUGCUGGGUCGAAUGAGUGAUACAAAUGAACAAGUUCGACUUCUAGCUACUCAUUGUUUUGCUCAGUUAAUUCAAUUAAUGCCACUGGAUGAUAGUAAAAGUAACAAGGUGCCUAUCAAAUCUGAAUUAUUGGAGAAAAAGAAUCAUGAGCAGCAUUUUCUUGAACAGCUUAUGAAUCCCAAGAAACUUGAAAAUUUUAAAAUUCCUGUCCCUGUUAAUGCUGAACUUCGUUCAUAUCAACAAGAAGGUGUCAAUUGGCUGUCAUUCCUUAAUCGAUACAAGUUACAUGGAAUCCUUUGUGAUGAGAUGGGUUUAGGUAAAACUCUCAUGUCUAUUUGUAUAUUAGCUUCUGAUCAUUACAUGAGAUCUGAAAAAUAUAAAAAGACAAAGGCCCCUGAUUCAAAGCCUUUACCUUCCAUAGUAAUUUGUCCUCCCACUUUAACGGGUCAUUGGGUUUAUGAAGUUGAAAAAUUUGUCGACUCAACAUAUCUUCAUCCAUUAAAUUACGCGGGACCACCUAUUGAAAGAGCCAAAUUACGAAAUAAAUUAAAAAAUCAAAGUAAUCGGAAAAGUUAUAAUCUAGUUAUAGCAUCUUAUGAUAUUGUACGCAAUGAUAUUGACUUCUUCUCAUCAAUAUCUUGGAACUAUUGCAUUCUCGAUGAAGGUCACAUUAUUAAGAAUGGUAAAACAAAAUUAUCAAAAGCCAUAAAAUCACUUAAUACUAAUCAUCGUCUCAUAUUGACUGGAACACCAAUACAAAAUAAUGUUCUCGAAUUGUGGUCUCUAUUUGACUUUCUUAUACCUGGUUUCUUGGGGACUGAAAGGCAAUUUGCGAUUCGUUAUUCCAAACCUAUUCUCCAAAGUAGGGAUGCCAAGUCAUCAUCAAAAGAACAAGAGUCUGGUGUUUUGGCCAUGGAAUCGCUUCAUCGUCAAUCUUUACCUUUUAUCCUUCGUCGUAUGAAAGAAGAUGUCCUUAAAGACUUGCCUCCCAAGAUUAUGCAAGAUUAUUAUUGUGAACUAUCAACUCUCCAAUCACAAUUGUACGAAGAUUUCGCCAAGAGCAGAGCUCGUGCAAGCCUGGAAAGUUCAGUUCAUAAACUUGAAGGAGGAACAGCAAGUUUGAAAUCUGUAGACUCCACUGGAUCACAAGCUAACUCAUCUCACAUCUUUCAAGCACUUCAAUAUCUUCGUAAAGUUUGUAAUCAUCCUAAGCUCGUUCUCACCCCUCACCAUCCUCAAUAUGAUUCAAUUAUUUCUCGCCUCAAAGAUCAAAGUACAUCUCUCAACGAUAUUAGUCAUGCGGCUAAAUUGUGUGCAUUGAAACAAUUGCUUCUUGAUUGUGGUAUUGGCUGUUCAAGUUCAUCCACUCUCAUGGGAGGAAGUCAACCAGUCGUUAACCAACACAGAGCAUUGAUAUUUUGUCAGCUCAAGGGGAUGCUUGAUAUUGUUGAAAACGAUUUACUCAAAACCAAUAUGCCUUCAGUCAGCUACUUACGUCUGGAUGGAAGUAUUCCUCCAGGCUCUCGUCAAUCAGUUGUUUUCCAAUUCAAUAACGAUCCAUCAAUUGAUGUAUUACUUUUAACUACUCAGGUUGGUGGUCUUGGUCUUAAUUUAACUGGAGCCGAUACGGUUAUUUUUGUGGAGCAUGAUUGGAAUCCUAUGAAAGAUCUUCAAGCGAUGGAUCGAGCUCAUCGUAUUGGCCAGAAAAAAGUUGUUAAUGUUUACAGACUAAUCACUAAAGGAACACUAGAAGAAAAAAUAAUGGGCUUACAAAAGUUCAAGAUGACUAUUGCUAAUACUGUGAUCAGUUCAGAUAAUUCUCAAUUGCAAACAAUGGGCACAGAUCAGUUACUUGACUUAUUCUGCUUGGACAAUAAAAACGGACCAGACAACAAAGAAGGACCAGGAAAUGCUAAGGGUUCGGGUGUUAAAUCAGUUCUAGAAAAUUUACCUGAAUUAUGGGACACGAAUCAAUAUGAAGAUGAAUAUGAUUUAAGUAAUUUCAUUGAAUCACUCAAAUCCUGAUACACUCUCGAUAAACAUUCAAAUCUCAUCAGAAAAAAGCAGCAUAAGGAUUCAUGAAAAAUAAUCCGUAAUCGUAAAUUUUCUCAGAUUUUCGUUAUUUGUAAUGUUAAAUGAUAAUACUAAAUGAUAAAAUACGCUUAUGUAUAAGAGUUGCACAUUUUUAACUAAAUAUCCAAUUUGAAGAGAUAUUUAUGAGGUGAAGCAUGCCUGUAAAAAAUCAUCUAUUUAUUUUUAUUAAAUUCUAGAGAAAACGUUCAGCAAUUAA
Messenger RNA from Tetranychus urticae (two-spotted spider mite), 6088 nucleotides. RefSeq names its product histone acetyltransferase 1 (gene Hel89B). Gene Ontology annotation, molecular function: DNA binding; TBP-class protein binding; ATP hydrolysis activity. Lineage: Eukaryota; Metazoa; Arthropoda; Arachnida; Trombidiformes; Tetranychidae. The record is from RefSeq and is a predicted model, not a curated record.